Messenger RNA from Moesziomyces antarcticus, 1716 nucleotides. RefSeq names its product histone deacetylase clr6. The record is from RefSeq and is a predicted model, not a curated record. Bases 1 to 1716 code for a protein of 571 amino acids. The transcript has a single exon. Gene Ontology annotation, molecular function: histone deacetylase activity. Lineage: Eukaryota; Fungi; Basidiomycota; Ustilaginomycetes; Ustilaginales; Ustilaginaceae.
AUGGAACCAGCUCCAGUGUUUCGUACGCCUCGCAAGAGGGUAGCCUACUACUACGACCAUGAUGUGGGCAACUUCAGCUACGGCCUCGGCCAUCCCAUGAAGCCGCACCGCAUGCGCAUGACGCACAACCUCGUCACCAACUACGGCCUGCACAAGAAGAUGGACAUCCUGCGUCCCAAGCGCGCCACGCGCGACCAGAUGACACGCUUCCACACCGACGAGUACGUCGACUUUCUCCACCGCGUCACGCCCGAGACCGUGCAUGAGCUCACCAACGAGGGCACGCGCUACCUCAUCGGCGAGGACUGUCCUGCCUUUGACGGCCUCUACGAGUUCUGCUCCAUCUCGGCGGGCGGCUCGCUCGCGGCGGCCACGCGCCUCAACUCGGGCGAGUCGGACGUGGCCAUCAACUGGGCCGGCGGACUGCAUCACGCCAAGAAGCGCGAGGCGAGCGGCUUCUGCUACGUCAACGACAUUGUGCUCGCCAUCCUCGAGCUGCUGCGCGUCCAUCUGCGCGUGCUGUACAUCGACAUCGACAUCCACCACGGCGACGGCGUCGAAGAGGCCUUCUACACCACCGACCGCGUCAUGACCGCCUCGUUCCACAAGUUUGGCGACUUCUUCCCCGGCACCGGCGACGUGCGCGACGUGGGCAUGAAGCGCGGCAAAAACUACUGCGUCAACGUGCCGCUGCGCGACGGCAUCGGCGACACCGAGUUCGGCAACAUCUUCCGGCCCGUCAUCUCGCACAUCAUGGACUGGUACCGUCCGGGCGCCGUGGUGCUGCAGUGCGGCGCCGACUCGCUCGCGGGCGACAAGCUGGGCUGCUUCAACCUCUCGAUGCGCGGCCAUGCGGACUGCGUCGCGUUCAUGCAGACGUUCGACGUUCCGCUCAUCACGCUCGGCGGAGGAGGAUAUACGGUGCGCAACGUCGCACGCACCUGGACGUACGAGACCGGCCUGCUCGUCGGACAGCGGCUCGACGAAGACCUGCCGUUCAACGACUACAUCCAGUACUUUGGACCCGAGUACAAGCUCGAGGUGCCGCCGACGUCGAUGGACAACCUCAACACGCGCGAGUAUCUCGACAAUCUGCGCACCAAGGUGAUCGACAAUCUGCGCCAGCUGCCGUCGGCGCCCGGUGUGCAGAUGCAGGAGGUGCCGCGCACCACGCUCAAUCCUGCGGAUGUCGAGGUGUCGGAUGACGAAGACUCGGAUCUGGACGAGCGCAUCUCGCAGCGUCUGCGCGAUGCACACGUGCAGAACUGGGACGACGAGCUGUCGGACGACGAAGACGCGCACGGCAUUUCGGCGUGGGAGGCCGCCACGAGUCGGCGCUCGUCGACGGUCUCCAACGGGCGCAGGAAACCGGGCAUCAUGGAUCCCAUCAAGCCGUUCGAGCACGACCUGGGCCUCAAGUACGUUGCGCAGAACGGCGCAGGUACCGCCAAGGGCAAGGGUAGGACCAAGCGCACCUUCUUCGCAGCGAGGGCGGCCAAACCCGUGCUGGCGGAUCUGCAUCUGGACGAAGAUGACGCGGAUAGCGACGAUGAUGAUGACCAUCGUGGGCAGGCGUUGAGGCAGAGCACGCGUAGUGUGCGCUCGCGGCUGCUGGCCAACGAUGCGCCCGUCGUGCGAGACGCAACGCCCUUGAGCGACGACAUGGGCUCACCCGCUCUCUCCACCGCCGCUCCCUCCGUCCGAGGCCGCCGAUGA